AUGACUACUUCUUCUACUACUGCUACUACUAUUACCAAAGAAUAUAUGAGAGGUCAACCAAUGGUUGAACAUUUCGAUGUUUUAGUUGUUGGUGCAGGUCAUAAUGGAUUGGUAAAUUCAACAUUUUUAUCUAGAGCGGGAUUGAAAGUUUUACAAGUGGAGGACAAAGACCUUAUUGGUGGAUGCACAAAGACAGAGCAUCCAUUCAAGAAGGUUCCAGGUAUGGGUGCUUCGACCGGUGCCUACCUGCUCGGUUUGAUGCCACCCGAACUCGUAAAGAAGCUCGGCAUCGAAAUCACUCCGAUGCGUCGUGAUCCACAUUACUUUAUGCCAACGACAGACGGUCGUUACCUGUUGUUCGGUUCCGACAAGGUCGAGAUGAAGCGUCAGUUCCUCCAGUUCUUCAGUGAGCAAGACUGGGAUGCCAACGAGCGCAUGAAUGCCGAGCUCGAUUUGAUGCGUGAGGACGUCGCACCAGCCUGGCUACAGGAGCCACUCUCUGUCGAGGAGACAGCCGAGCGCUUCGUAAGACCUGCGCUGAGAACAGCGUUUGUCAAUCUCUGUCGUGGAACUGCACGUCAAUACGUUGAGCGUUUCGGUUUCAAGUCGGAGCUGCUCGUCGGAAUCCGUGGAGUGUCGCGUCUUAUCAUCCAGAAUGAGCGCGUCUACGGUGCCGAGCUCAAAGACGGAACCAAAGUGUUCGCACCGAUUGUCGUUAUCAAUGCCGAUCCAUUCCGUAUGCUCGACCUCAUCGGCAAGCAAAACUUGUCGCGCGACUACCUCACUCGUAUCGAUCGUUACCGUCGCGACGGUAUGACCAUGAAAGUCAACCUCUGUCUCAAAGCACUACCGAAAUUCACAUGUCUACCAGAGAAUCGUGGACAAUACGGAACUACCACUCACAUCUUACCGCCAGGUGACAACGUCGUCGAGAAGAUCGAGAAGUCCUACGCUCAGGCGUGUGCCGGUAUCUUGCCAGAGUUCCCAACGAUCGAGUGGUACACUCACACCCCGAUCGAUCCAAGUAUCCAAGAUCGUGAAGGUCACCACAAUGCAGCAUUGUUUGUACAGUGGGUGCCCUACGAGAUUAAGGGAUCGUCGUGGGAAGCCGAGGAAGAGCGUUACGUCAAGCAUUUGCUCUCCCUCGUCGACAUCUAUGCACCGGGUACCAGUGAGUUGGUAGUCGACACCUUUGCUUUGCCACCACCCAAGUUAGAGAGACACUUUGGUAUUACACGUGGUCACAUUCACCAUGUCGACAACGGUAUUCCAUUCGAUGAGCGUCUACCAUACAACACACCAAUUCGUGGAUUGUACUCGUGUAGUGCAGGUACACAUCCAGCUGGUUCCGUCAUUGGUUGUGCAGGUCACAAUUCCGCCAUGAAAAUACUCAAAGACUUGAAAGAUAAUAUCAUCACAACUGAGAAACCAUCAAAACUUUAA
Messenger RNA from Heterostelium album PN500, 1443 nucleotides. Its product is annotated as phytoene desaturase family protein. The record is from RefSeq and is a predicted model, not a curated record. The transcript has 3 exons. The coding region runs from base 1 to 1443 and encodes 480 amino acids. NCBI's taxonomy places the organism in Eukaryota, Evosea, Eumycetozoa, Acytosteliales, Acytosteliaceae.